Molecule: messenger RNA, 435 nt
Organism: Homalodisca vitripennis (glassy-winged sharpshooter)
Lineage: Eukaryota; Metazoa; Arthropoda; Insecta; Hemiptera; Cicadellidae
Exons: 2
Coding region: 1-435 (144 amino acids)
Source: RefSeq, a predicted model, not a curated record
AUGAGGGAAUUUUCCGGUAGGAAAAAGGAGGACAUUGCGAGUGCAUUAAAUUCUUUUAUCAUGCACAAAAGAGAUGCAAAAAAAAAAUACACAUUUGGAUGGACAAUUGUGCAGCCCAGAACAAAAAUUGGGGCUUUGUUUUCCUACCUGACAGGAUUGGUAAAUUCAAAUGAUAUUGAAGCUAAUGAGAUUGUUUUAAACUAUCUAGAGACAGGACAUACAUUUAUGUCUGCAGACCAUUUCCAUCACCAAGUUAAUAAACAGAUAAAGUCAAAAGGAAAAAUGUAUGAUUUUGAAGACUUCAAAGAUGCUGUCAAAGCUAGUAACUCUGGAAAGGUUACUGUAAAGAGCAUGGAGCAUCAGGACUUUUUCACAGAAUUUAACUAUUCUUCACAGUAUAAAAUUAUGCAUAAAAGUUCCUCGUCCAUAUCUUAG